Molecule: messenger RNA, 5172 nt
Organism: Aspergillus wentii DTO 134E9
Lineage: Eukaryota; Fungi; Ascomycota; Eurotiomycetes; Eurotiales; Aspergillaceae
Product: putative telomere length regulator protein (Rif1)
Exons: 3
Coding region: 1-5172 (1723 amino acids)
Biological process (GO): telomere maintenance
Cellular component (GO): nucleus
Source: RefSeq, a predicted model, not a curated record
AUGGUGGAGGCUCUCGGCCCUCUCUCUGCUCGUCCACCUACUCCACCUAGGACGACACCUCGAAUGCUUCCUAAUGAAGCCAAAGAUCGAUUAGAAGGUUCUCCGGCAGUCUUACAGACUCCUGGCGAUUCUCCUUAUGGGUCCGCCGGCGUUCCCUCCAGUCGACAUUCGAAGCGGGUAAAUUUCUCGCCAUGGACAAAAUACAUCAAACCUCCGACGUUCACCAAUUCCACAUUGAAAUCGCAAGCGGAUCUCAAAGCAUUGCCUCCUUCGAACGAAUGUAAGCCGUCCAAAUCGAUCCUGAAAGCGACGCACGCACACGCUCCCGUUAGCUCGCCAAACGAUGCUCCUUUUACCUCCGAAUCAUUCGCCAUGCUGCUAGAGUCCAUAACCAAACAGCUAGCUGGGGGGUCUACUAGCGAAAGACUUGAUGCCUAUAUGCAUUUCUUCAGCGCCCUGAGAGCAUAUGAUGAUCUUCCUAGUGACCGAGAGAUAUCGGGAAAGUUGGGCCUGGUGACACAGUUCAUCCAGAGGGAUGUUACCAGGGAUCUUCAGAAUGGUGGGCCAUUGGAUACAAAUCUUGUCAUUCAGGCCCUAAAACUUUCAGCGGCUUUGGUAUGGCAUCCUGAAAUCUCCAAGCAGCUGUCGGAUGAUUUCAAAGUCUUUCUCGUGGAUCAUUCUAUGAGUUGUCUUCAAGAUGCCAAAGUGUCCAAGUCCGUUGUGACGAACUGCAUGCCCAUUUUGUCAACCCACAAUUUUCCCGCGAAGAUCAUGACUACUGCGCGAUUGACACGUCUCCUUACAGCACUCAAUGAAGUCACCAGUCGAGUAAGCGGAAGCGCUAUCGUCACGCAGCGCCUAAGCAUCUAUCAUCGCAUCCUUACUCAAUCCAAGUCGACAUUUGUCUCUCACUCAUCACAAUGGAUGGAUCACCUUGUCUCUGGACUGCUACACCCCUUGAAAGAUACUAGAGUGAAAGCUAUUGCUCUUGGGUUUCACAUUUCUAUGGUAUUCGGACCGAACCCCGCCUUAUCAAAGAGUAUUCGCGAUUGUUUCGAUCGGCCUCUUGAAAACAACAGAAAGAUGGUAGCCGAGAUAUGCGAGCGCAUGUCAAGGAUGAUGGCAUCUCAAGAUAGUGGUGUACAUGUUCCACAGAUUUGGAGUGUCAUUAUUUUGCUUCUCAGGAGCAAAAGGUCAAACGUCGAUCAAUGGGAGCAUUUCAAAGAAUUGGUUCUUGUACUCCAGAAGUGUUUCAACUGCAGUGAGCCAGCAAUCAAGGCACAAGCUAUGACAAGUUGGAACCGGUUCGUUUAUGUUGUCAGUCCGAACGAAGCAACCAGUCCAUCGAUUAUCAAAAUGCUGAGCCGGCCGAUUCUAUCUCAAUUCGAACGCAAAAAGCAGGACAAGCAAAUGGCACAACUCUCUCAGGUUGCUUUAUCCAGCUAUUAUAACCUUGUAUAUUACGCCUUUCGCCCAUCCACAUCCCACCAACACCUUGACUUCGUCUGGGAGGAAUACAUUGCUUCCCCUUCUGCCGGCGUGUUCUCCUCGGCCCCUAUGUUGAACGACAGAUUUUCUCUGGUCUUGUCUAAUAUGUUGUGGAGCCCUCAAGCAAAAGUUUGGUUUGAAAACAAGGCAAAUGACAACAAUAAGUUGGACCCUGAAGAGCUACCUUCUCUUGAUUGCAAAUGGAUAAGGUCCCGGAUUACGUCAAUUCUGAAAGUCUUCGAGAACAUUUUCAAAUCGUCUGUUUGGGCGGACGGUGUCGUUGCGAUUGAGAAGUCAAACAUUGCCACUGCUUGGACCAGUCUUUCCCGGGCACUGUCUUACGCUUCUAGCAAAGAAAUCACCCCGUCAGCGGAAUCGAUGCAUGCUGUUGCCAGUGUGCUCGGACUACUCCAGCGACUCUGGAACGCUGGGCCUUCCUCACUCAAUGCCACAGACACAUCUUUCGAGAAGUUCUUUGAGAGAUUCCGCUUCUUAUCUACAACAAUGAUAUUUUCUCUUGGCAGUAUUCCAUUUACUGAGAAACUGCUCUUGAAGACGGACGAAACAUUCCAGGCUGCCAAUACACCUACACAUCGUCAUUCUCGCGGAAAUUCCAACCCAGACAGUCCUAUUUUGCAUUUCCUUCGAAUCAUCAGUGACGUGUCUGGCAUUUCAGAACCAACCCCAUCAUAUAUGCGCUUAAUCAAUGGCACACUCGAAGCUGCUUGUAACGGCAAAACCUCCAGAGGCUCGCGUUUGGAAAUUAUUCGACAAUGUGCUGACCUACACCCAAACGAGGCCGAAUUCCACUUUGGAGUCCAUAGCUAUGCCCAAAUCGUCUGGAAAUCAACAGCACAAUUGGCUGCGGAUUGCUUGCGCUCAUUUCCUAUUGAAUCUGCCCGUGAGCGUGAUGGGUCUGUUUUACGCGAUUAUGAAAACAUUGUCAAGAUUCUUUCAGCAGGCUUGAAAUUCUCUGAUGUAUCUCAGGUUUGGAAUCAGCUUUUGGAUUCAUUUGUGCGAGUUGUCAGAACCGAAAAGGGUGAUCGAGCAAUCGCAACUGUUGCCAUGGAACCACUCGCUGAGUGCGUGAUGCGGCUUCGUGUUCGUGAUGCCUACCUACCGUCAACUUCACUUCUCAGCAACUCUUUGUCCAUUCCUUACUGCCAACAAGAAGCAUCCAAUCCGAAAGAAACUGGUUCCCACUCAGCUGGAAAUGAGCAGCUGCUCUUCCCCCACAAGUUGGUGGAAUUGGUGGAAAGGACGCUUCAAGAGUCUUAUGGAGGGUUCAAUGCUUCGGAAACCAGCGGUAUUGCCGACUUUAUUGAAUCCUUGACAUCUUUCCUGGGAUCUGGUAUCCUUACUUUCCGCUCCUCUAUUCUCGAAACUCUCCAGCAGCCCCUUGCUUUGUGGAUUCGGGAUGAAGUCCGCCAACUUAAUGUUGAGAGUGGCGUUGAGAGUCGGAUUCUGACUGCAAUUCGUGCACUUUCUUCGGCUGUCUUGAAUAUUCUACAGGCGUCUACACCUCACGACGCCGUUUGCUUGCAGAAGUUUGAAACAAUUAUUUGCGCUGGGUUGGAUUCAUCCCACAUGUCAAUAGCCAAGAGGUUUGUUGAAAUGUGGCGUUCUUCAUUUGGCUUGCAAGAAUCACUGGCCUGCCCCAUGUCCAUAUCGCGUGCGCUAGUGAAGCUGGAGCUCUACAUGAAAAAUCAGCCUCCACCCGACUCCCAGGCCCAGGACAGUUCAGCCUCGCAAGACAAGGAAAGCUCGACUGAAGCAUUGCCAAAGUCUCGCAAGGGGUUUGUUUUGGGUGAAACCCCAAACUCUACCGGCUUCACUUCGUCUCCCGUCACACAAGUGAUUGUAAAUACCGAGUUAUCACCCGAGCAGGUAAUUGAGCGUCGGCCGCUACGAUCUGGGGGCAGUUCCGACCAGCUUGCAGGUGACGAGCUAUCUUUGUCGUUACCAACUGGCUCCAAAGCUCAUCGCCAGCGCAACGAGGUGUUUUCGAUGAUCGAAAGCCUGAGAUCGUCGUCUCCUCCGGUGAACACGCCGAGAGAACUUGGGUUCAUGACGCCUCCCCAUAUGCGCAACCUACGGAAUGCAGAGACCGAGAACGAAACACCCCUGACACCAACCUUGCCAGCUCCUGCAGAAAAUGAGGAUGGCUUUCUUGGCUCAUCUCCUACGCCUGGUACAAGAGGUCGGGCACAGGCUUCGGAAUCUGGAUCAGAGUUAUCUUCGCUAUCUGAUCAAAACUUGGACGUCGACAUGAUCAAGGAACCCCCGUCGUCUCCCCCUGAACUCAAGUCGCACAAUUCCUCACCUACUGGAAACAAGGACGCCAAGAAUACGAAUAAGAAAGAAACUCCGAAUCGCUCUCGGUCAAAAUCUCGAAAAGAGAAUCGGAACGAUGAAACUCCCGUGGAGACAAACAAACCUACAACCAGACGUCUUCGUUCUUCUGCAAGCAAGAACCCAUCUAGCGGGAAAUCCGAAACCAACCCGUCUCCAGAAAAGGCCUCCCGUGAAAAGAGUGAUACUCAGGGGUCCAAGGCUGGCUCAAAAGGAGCGGCUGCCACGCCCAAAUCCGCCGGCAAGAACAAAGGCCGAUCUAGGAAGAACGAAAAGAAAAACGAACCAGAACCAGAAGCAUCUGAUGGGUCUACCGAUGACAUGGAAACGCAAAUUGCGUCUCAGCUAGAACAAGACAUGGGACUAGCUACGGAUGCGGUUGAAGAUUCCAAAGCCGAGCAACUUGAGGAGCUUCCCAACAGUUUCCCAAUGACCAAGAAACGGAAACGUGAAGUUGAGACACAGACACCCCGAAAGAAAGAGAGGCGACGAUCAUCGAGAAUAUCUUCUGUCAAAGAACCCGACGCAGAUGACACCCAAGAACCCAGGAGUACGCGAGCUACAAGAUCGUUCAAUGACUUACCUACGGCCAACCCCUCACCUGCUGUAUCGUCAUCCAAGAAGCGCAAGGGGCAGGCCAAGGUCGAUACGGAAGAGUCUACCGGACCCAACUCUAUUGAGCAAGAUCAAGGUAUCGGCAGUAAAGACAAGAGCUCGAGGUCUCGGAGUCGCUCAGCUCGAAAACGGAGAAGGUCAGGUCGUCUGGAAGGGGUUGCAGCACCACCCAUCCCCGAAGAGAGUCCUAGUCAGAAGAAGUCCCCGCGACUCUCUUCUCGCAAAUCGGACAGGCGCCAUGGCGAAACCAAGGCAUCCAAACAAGAGUUGCCAAAAGAGCAACCUGUGGCUGACGAAACCAUGGUCUUAGACCAGGAGAAAGAGCAUCAGGAGCCUUCGACUGAACCUAAUGACGACGUCCAUGUCCAAGAAUCCGCAGAGUCUCACGAUCCUGUGAACGAAAUACCCGAGAUCUUGGUUGAUAACCAAAUGAACAAACCCGAGCCACAGAAUGAGCCGGUUGUUGAAGAUGAUAUUACCAUGAAAGAUGCAGAGGCAGUUGACGAUCAAUCACGUCACGAGGCAACGGAACAUAUCUCGCAAGGUCAAAUCGAAGAAGCAGACAGCAACGAAUCCGGAAUUCUGAGCUCUCUUCGAAAAGUCCUGGACGAUGCCAAGUCAGCCAAACUGGACCGAGGCACCGUCAAGGAGAUUGAUGAGCUGCUGUUUGAUAUUCGGGUGGAAGCGCUUGAGGCAUUGAAGAGACAUACGGAAUAG